AUGUGACUUGCUAUUCACUAUUAGUAGUAGUCAGCGGUAACUAGUGGUAGUUGAUGGUCACCAGUGGUAGAUUCCAUGAUGAAGACUCUAGUGGGUCUACUGGUUCUGGCUGCAAUAGUUGAUGUCAGCUAUGGGUACGCUUUAGCACCAGCUAUAGAAUGGCCUGCAGAAUACCAUUUCAACGCGGAAGAAGUCAAUCUUGGCACCGGAAUAAUGAAGCCUUUUGAGAUAUGGUAUAGUACAAAAUACAACAAAUCCCGUAUUGACUUGUAUGGCGGCACGAUCUCUCGUUAUUACUAUGGUGUCUACUACGAUGAAAACGACAAGAUGCAUACCGGGAAGAUUUAUAUGAUUCAUCCAGAAGUAGCAGAUGAUGACUCAGAGACGGUGAUCAAAUGUGAUCGAGUAUCAAAUUAUGGUGAUCAGAAGGACUUCCUGCCUCCCCUUGAAGACUUCACUUAUUCAGGUAAUCAGGAACAUGAUGGUAAGCAAGUGCAGGUAUGGACAAAGGAAUACACUGACGAGGAUUCUUUAAAACACGUAGACACCGUACUUCUCACCGAAAUUGAGGAUGAAAUCGCUAUACCGCUUCACCACUACCAAAAGGCAUACAACCUUCAAGAUGGUUCCUUACAAGGCGAUGUUGUUAUCAACUAUUACAACUAUAACAAUAAAUUCCCUCCAAAUACCUUCGAUGUCACUAACUGCGAUUCAUGGAAUGAAUUCCCUCAUGAUUUCGAAGAAGCUGUAAAAUAUUUACAUCCGACGAUUGCAAGUGACGUCGAUCUGGCAUUCCACAGGUUCAAGUUGCACCAUGACCGAAACUAUGAGGACCAUGAACACGAAAUGAGACAGACGAUCUUUAGGAAUAAUUGGCACUUAAUUGUUGACACCAACUCCCAAAACCUCGGCUACACUCUAGCCCUGAAUCAGUUUGCUGAUAAAACUCCAGCAGAACUGGCAUACUUGAACGGAGUCAUGACGUCAGAUCCGAUCAGAGAAGGCACACAUCCGUUCCCUCAUACUUUGGAGGAAAUUGAAGACAUGGUUAACAAUAUGCCGAAGAAUUUUGAUUUGAGAGACUAUGGCGUGAUCUCACCAGUUCGAAAUCAAGCGCAUUGCGGUUCUUGUUGGGCAUUUGCUGCUGCAGCUACGAUGGAGGGGGUGCUAGCUAGAGCUAAUGGAGGGAGAGUGAUGGAUCUCAGCGAGCAGUCUCUGGUGGACUGCGCUUGGGCAUUUAAAAGCCACGGAUGCCAAGGAACUCGGGCUAUAGAUGCAGUCUAUGAAUACCUACUGAAGCAUGGCAUUCCCACUGUACGGGAAUAUGGACCUUAUUUAGAAGAGGAUGGAUAUUGCAACAUCAAUAAUAUGACCGAGGUGUAUAGAAUCUCAGGGUUCGUUGGGGUCACCAGUAACAGUCCUAACGCAUUAAAAGCAGCCGUCUACAAAUACGGUCCUGUGACUGUCGGUGUCUUGGUCACUCAGAAGAUGUGGUUCUAUAAGAGUGGAGUCUUGUAUGACAUGGAAUGUGUUCCAGGCCCAAUGAACCACGCAGUGACUCUCAUAGGCUACGGAGAAAGAGAUGGCGACCUUUACUGGCUCAUCAAGAACUCCUGGGGCGAAAUCUGGGGGCAAUCUGGGUACCUCCUGCUUUCUGCCAAGAAUGACAACUGCAACACUAUGCAUUGUCCGUUCUACCCUAUCAUAUAGAUAUUUGUGCUAAAUUGACUCACUUAAGACGACCAAAAGCUAUGUUUAAUGUUAUGUUAGUUUUGUAUAGUACUGUAAGUUAGUGCCUAAUUAAUUCCACGUGCCACUGAA
Pectinophora gossypiella (pink bollworm) is the source of this 1821-nucleotide messenger RNA. RefSeq names its product pro-cathepsin H-like. Gene Ontology annotation, biological process: immune response. The coding region runs from base 76 to 1710 and encodes 544 amino acids. Gene Ontology annotation, cellular component: lysosome. Gene Ontology annotation, molecular function: cysteine-type endopeptidase activity. The transcript has 13 exons. NCBI's taxonomy places the organism in Eukaryota, Metazoa, Arthropoda, Insecta, Lepidoptera, Gelechiidae. The record is from RefSeq and is a predicted model, not a curated record.